AUGGUUUCACUCCUCCUGCCCCUGCUGGUAGCCCUGGCCCAGUUCCCUGCAGCCUUAGCUGAUUUCUUAGAAGGGGACAGCUCAGAGGACCGUGCCUUCCGCGUGCGCAUUGGCGGCGACGCGCCACUGCAGGGUGUGCUGGGUGGCGCCCUCACCAUCCCGUGCCAUGUGCACUACCUGCGGCCGCCACCGAGCCGCCGGGCGGUGCUGGGCUCUCCGCGGGUCAAGUGGACCUUCCUGUCCGGAGGCCGGGAGGCGGAGGUGCUGGUGGCGCGAGGAGUGCGUGUCAAGGUGAGCGAGGCGUACCGCUUCCGCGUGGCGCUGCCUGCGUAUCCUGCGUCGCUCACCGAUGUCUCCUUGGCGCUGAGUGAGCUGCGCCCAAACGACUCAGGCAUCUACCGCUGCGAGGUCCAGCAUGGCAUUGAUGACAGCAGUGACGCGGUUGAGGUCAAGGUCAAAGGGGUCGUCUUUCUCUACCGAGAGGGCUCUGCCCGCUACGCUUUCUCCUUUGCCAUGGCCCAGGAGGCCUGCAUCCGGAUCGGAGCCCGCAUUGCUACGCCAGAACAGCUCUAUGCUGCCUACCUUGGGGGCUACGAACAAUGUGAUGCUGGCUGGCUGUCGGACCAGACUGUGAGGUAUCCUAUCCAGACCCCACGAGAGGCCUGUUAUGGUGACAUGGAUGGCUUCCCUGGGGUCCGGAACUAUGGCGUGGUGCAUCCAGAUGACCUCUAUGAUGUCUACUGUUAUGCUGAAGACCUAAAUGGAGAGCUGUUCCUUGGUGCCCCUCCAGAAAAGCUGACAUUGGAGGAAGCACGGGCAUACUGCCAGGAGCGGGGUGCAGAGAUUGCCACCACGGGCCAGCUGUAUGCAGCCUGGGAUGGUGGCCUGGACCGCUGUAGCCCAGGCUGGCUGGCUGAUGGCAGUGUGCGCUACCCCAUCGUCACCCCCAGCCAGCGCUGUGGUGGGGGUCUGCCUGGUGUCAAGACUCUCUUCCUCUUCCCCAACCAGACGGGCUUUCCCAACAAGCAGAGCCGCUUCAACGUCUACUGCUUCCGAGACUCUGCUCAGCCCUCUGCCAUCCCUGAGGCCUCCAACCCAGCUUCUGAUCCGGCCUCUGAUGGACUAGAGGCCAUCGUCACAGUAACGGAGACCCUGGAGGAACUGCAGCUGCCUCAGGAAGCUGUGGAGAGUGAGUCCCGUGGGGCCAUCUACUCCAUUCCCAUCAUGGAGGAUGGAGGAGGUGGAAGCUCCUCUCUGGAAGACCCAGCAGAGGCCCCUAGAACCCUCCUAGAAUUCGAAACCCAGUCAAUUGUGCCAUCUAUUGGGGCCUCAGAAGAGGAAGGAAAGGCAUUGGAGGAGGAAGAAAAAUAUGAAGACGAGGAGAAAGAGGAGGAGGAAGAAGAGGAGGCCCUGUGGGCAUGGCCCAGCCAGUUCAGCAGCCCAGGCCCUGAGGCCUCUCUCCCCACUGAACCAGCCCACGAGGAGUUGCCCUCCCUGGCAUCCCUACCUACAAGAACUGUCCUACAGCCUGGUGCAUCGCCACUUCCAGAUGGAGAGUCAGAAGCUCCUAGGCCUCCAAGGGUCCAUGGACCACCUACUGAGACUCAGCUCACUCCCAGGGAGGGGAACCUAGCACCCCCACCAUCUUACACUCCAGUUGGGGCAAGAGAGGUGGGGGAGGAAACUGGUGGUCCUGAGCUAUCUGGGGUCCUUCGAGGAGAAAGUGAGGAGACAGGGAGCUCGGAGGAUGCCCCUUCCCUGCUUCCAACCACACGGGCCCCUGAGGGUACCAGGGAGCUGGAGGUCCCCUCUGAAGAGAAUUCUGGAAGAACUGCCCCAUCAGGAACCUCAGUGCAGGCCCAGCCAGUGCUGCCCACUGACAGCACCAGCCGAGGUGGAGUGGCGGUGGCCCCCUCAUCAGGUGACUGUGUCCCCAGCCCCUGCCACAAUGGUGGGACAUGCUUGGAGGAGGAGGAGGGGUUCCGCUGCCUGUGUUUGCCUGGCUAUGGGGGGGACCUGUGCAAUGUUGGCCUCCACUUCUGCAGCCCUGGCUGGGACCCCUUCCAGGGUGCCUGCUACAAGCACUUUUCUACCCGGCGGAGCUGGGAGGAGGCAGAGAGCCAGUGCCGGAUGUACGGCGCGCACCUGGCCAGCAUCAGCACGCCUGAGGAGCAGGACUUCAUCAACAAUCGAUACCGUGAGUACCAGUGGAUAGGGCUCAAUGACCGAACCAUUGAAGGUGACUUCUUGUGGUCGGAUGGUGUACCCCUGCUCUAUGAGAACUGGAACCCUGGGCAGCCCGACAGCUACUUCCUGUCUGGAGAAAACUGCGUGGUCAUGGUGUGGCAUGAUCAGGGACAAUGGAGUGAUGUGCCCUGCAACUACCACCUGUCCUACACCUGCAAGAUGGGGCUGGUGUCCUGCGGGCCCCCACCAGAGCUGCCCCUGGCUCAAGUGUUUGGCCGCCCACGUCUGCGCUAUGAGGUGGACACAGUGCUUCGCUACCGGUGCCGGGAGGGACUGGCCCAGCGAAACCUGCCACUGAUCCGGUGCCAGGACAACGGUCAUUGGGAGUCUCCCCAGAUCUCCUGCGUGCCCCGAAGGCCUGCCCGAGCUCUGCACCCUGUGGAGGCCCCAGAAGGACGUCAGGGGAGGCUACUGGGGCACUGGAAGGCACUGUUGACCCUUCCUUCCCACCCCACUCCAGGUCCCUAGGGGGCAAGACCUUGAACACGACUGGCCCCAGCACUGCCCUCUCAACCCCAACCCUUCCUCACAUCUUAUGCUCCUGCUACCACAGGAAGUGACAACCUGAGAGGGGUGGCGCUGGAGUCCAGGUGAUAGUGCCUGGGCAACUUCUGGGAAAUACCCUGGGGUCCAGCCCUCCCCCCUAACCUGGACAUCAGGUUUUUCCCUCAGGGCAAUGAGUAAUUCCCUAAGUGCCUCAACUACCCUCUUCCUGCCAGCCAUCCUGUCCCCUUCAUUCCUCUAGGAGUACUCUGUGCCCACUUAUUCUUGAUUUUCCAAGGGAAUGGGCUGAUAGGAUGGAGUACCUGUAAAACCAGCAAGAAAUAAACUGUGUGUGAGCCCAA
This is a messenger RNA of Otolemur garnettii (small-eared galago), 3092 nucleotides long. It is a transcript of the gene BCAN, whose product is annotated as brevican. The transcript has 13 exons. Gene Ontology annotation, molecular function: hyaluronic acid binding. NCBI's taxonomy places the organism in Eukaryota, Metazoa, Chordata, Mammalia, Primates, Galagidae. The record is from RefSeq and is a predicted model, not a curated record. Gene Ontology annotation, biological process: cell adhesion. The coding region runs from base 1 to 2715 and encodes 904 amino acids.